GAGGACAACGAAGCCCAUGAAGAUCUUAGUCCUCCUAACUCUAGAGAUGAGGAGAUAUGUCACCAAACAAGGGCUUUGACUAUUAGAUAUGACCCUGGCUGUGAUCAUAGAGAAUUGCAAUUUCAGUUAGGCAUGAGAUUUGAGUCUCAUACUCAAUUUAAGAGGGCAGAUCGGAAAUAUGCAAUCAUGAACGGCUACAACAUUUGUUGGAAGAAAAGUGAAUUUAAAAAGAUGUAUGCGAAGUGUGUGAGCGGAUGUGAAUGGUCUCUUUAUGGCGGUUGGUUGAACAAAGAGAAAACAUUUGUCAUCAAGACAAUUGGUGAAGACCAUACUUGCCCUAGAAGUAUGAGAAAUAAAAGUGCAUCUUAUGUAUGGCUUGCAGAAGAGUUCUUGCCUAAGAUAAGAACUAAUUUGAAAUAUCUUGCAGCACAAUUGCAAGCGGAUGCAAUGGAGAUGUGGGGACUCACGCUCAACAAAAGAACCUGUUAUAGAGCAAUUGCCAGAGCUCUUAAGAUUAUUAGGGGUCCAUUUGCCGAGCAAUAUAAGUUAUUGGCAUCUUAUAAAGCUCAAUUAAAGCAAUCUAGUAAGAACAGCACAUUUCAUGUUUUACUUAGACACCCACAAAACAUGUUCAAGAGAUUUUAUGUAGGCUUCGAAGGGCUGAAAAUGGGCUGUCUAGAAGGUUGUAGGAAAGUAAUUGGACUAGAUGGUUGUUUUAUUAAGACCGUAGUAAGGCAGAUACUACUUUGUCUUGUUGGAAGAGAUGGAAACAAUCAAAUGUUUCCGGUUGCAUGGGCUGUUGUUGAAGCAGAGACACAAGACGGUUGGACUUGGUUCCUCAAGUUUCUAUUUUGAGAUCUUCAAGUAGGUAGAGGUGAUUGUUGGACCUUCAUUAGUGAUCAACAAAAGGGCCUUAUUAGUGCGGUUUCUUCAUUGGCUCCUUGUGCUGAACAUAGGAAUUGUUCAAGGCACAUUUAUGCAAAUUGGAAAAAACUAUACAAGGGAGAAACAUUUCGAAAUUACUUACGGAAAGCUGCAUAUGCUACAUACGAGGCUGAAUUCAACAUAGCAAUUAAAGGAAUGAAGGAGGAGUCUGUUGAUGCCUAUGAAGACUUCAUGAGACAAGGGCCAGAGCACUUUGCCGGGGCAUUCAUAAAGGCUGGGCGAAAAUGUGAUGCCAUCGAGAACAAUUUGAGUGAGACUUUCAAUGCGUAUAUUUGCAAGCAAAGAGAGAUGCCAAUUGUUGAUAUGUUAGAAGCGAUAAGAACGACUUUGAUGGUAAGAAUGUAUGAGAAAAGCCAGUUGAUGGUGGAUUCCCGAGAUGAAUUGUGUCCAAGAAUUAGGGGAAAGGUAGAGGAAGCAAAGAUGAAGUCCGGGUGUUGUGUUGCCAAACCAUGUAUUGGGGGAAAGUUUGAAGUUGAAGUUGAUGAUGAUCGAUUUGAGGUGGAUUUGAGAGGGAUGACAUGUACUUGUAGGCAAUGGGAUAUCUCGGGAAUACCCUGUAGCCAUGCUAUCUCGUGCAUCAAUUAUAUGAAGCAUGAGAUUAAUCAAUAUGUUGAUGAUUGUUUCAAAAAAGAAGCUUACGAAAGAUGCUACCGAUUUCCAUUGCCGACGUUGAGUGGGAAGAAAAUGUGGCCAUUGUCCCUUGAAGAGCCAAUAUUGCCUCCGCCAUUCGGAAAGCUUCCGGGGAGACCCAAGAAACAACGCAAUAAGCAAGGUGAGAAUAUUGAGAAAAGGACAAGAAAGGGGAAGGCCAUGGUUCAUCCAAAUACUGAUCCAAAUAAAUUGACAAAAGUCGGGGUAAUCAUCUCAUGCUCAAACUGUCAUGACUCGGGACACAAUAAGAGAACAUGCCUCAAGCCUCUAGCACCAACACAGAUUAAACCUCCGGUAAGAAAUAAUGGAGACAAAGAAAACUUACAUAUGGCCCAAGCUUCUAGUAUCAACAUGGCCUUGUGACGAUAAUUACUGUAACUUAUACUUACUUUUCUAUGCGGGGUAAAAAGGGAAGACCAAGAAAACAUCCGAGACCAGCCAUGGUGAAAGGGACAUCUACCGGACAAGGAG
Rhodamnia argentea is the source of this 2067-nucleotide messenger RNA. RefSeq lists its product as uncharacterized. Gene Ontology annotation, molecular function: zinc ion binding. The transcript is spliced from 2 exons. The coding region runs from base 1081 to 1959 and encodes 292 amino acids. The record is from RefSeq and is a predicted model, not a curated record. Lineage: Eukaryota; Viridiplantae; Streptophyta; Magnoliopsida; Myrtales; Myrtaceae.